Molecule: messenger RNA, 710 nt
Organism: Paramecium sonneborni
Lineage: Eukaryota; Ciliophora; Oligohymenophorea; Peniculida; Parameciidae
Source: the annotation of a GenBank genome assembly
AUGAUAUUUGAUAGCCUGAAAAUGUUACUCACCCUCAUAAGUUUUUUAUAUAAUUUUCUAUCAUUAUCACCUUUUAAAUAAUAAUUUAAUGAUGAUGGAUAUUAAAUAAUUAAUAUCAAAUCAAUAUCAUUACACCAACUCUUUGAUGUGGGAAAAAAUUAAAAUUUAAUAAUUUUAUUUUCUCAUCAAUAAUCAUUUAGUCAUUUAUAAUUCAACCUUUCAUUAAAAAUAUUUUAUAUCUCAUAAAUAGAUUAAAAAUAAAUUAAUGUAAUUCCUUCUCAAGUAGGAGUAAAAUUACAAAUUAAAUUUUAAAAAAUAAAAUUUUAAAUUAUUUAGUUAUUUAGGUGGACGUUCUGGAAUAAAAAAGUAUAGGAGAGAAGCAUAUUAUUGGUUAAGGGUAUCAUAAACAGCUUUGUCUCUCGAUCUCUACCAGAAUGCCCACAAGUAACAUCAUUAGUCAGAAUUCGUAGGAUCCAAAUGUGAGUGAAAUAAAAAGAUGCAUUCCAGUUACCACCACUGUGCCAAAGCCGAGACUGGAAGUGCAAAACUAACAAACCUCAUAUCUAAGCUAGAUUCACUUAGCAUUUGAGAGAGUAAUGUUUAGGGGUCUAAUAUAGCAUGGGAAUGGUUAGUCUAAACAGCUAUAGUAGGCUAUGGUGGGUCACAGGGGACGUUAUGGAGUUUGAGCUCUCUUAAAAACUGUUGAGGAG